This is a messenger RNA of Cryptococcus deneoformans JEC21, 1024 nucleotides long. RefSeq lists its product as hypothetical. The coding region runs from base 39 to 1007 and encodes 322 amino acids. The transcript is spliced from 5 exons. Gene Ontology annotation, biological process: translation. NCBI's taxonomy places the organism in Eukaryota, Fungi, Basidiomycota, Tremellomycetes, Tremellales, Cryptococcaceae. Gene Ontology annotation, molecular function: structural constituent of ribosome. Gene Ontology annotation, cellular component: ribosome; mitochondrial large ribosomal subunit. The record is from RefSeq and is a predicted model, not a curated record.
GCACUCUUGCUUUUAUUUCUGCAUCCACACUCCGCAAGAUGAAGCACGGCAUACACCAGCGCAAGCUCGGCAGGAUGCCAGCACACAGAAUCGCACUCCUCCGAAAUCUUGUUUCCGCCUUGCUGCACCAUGAGUCUAUCAAGACGACCCUGCCAAAGGCGAAGGAGGCCGCAAAGAUGGCCGAAAAGAUCAUCACGCUCGGCAAGAAGGGCACUAAUCAGGCAAGAAGCAAAGCUACUGCCUACCUCAUGCCCGCACACCACGCUCCAUCAUCGUCGUACGCUCCCUCCCCAUCCAACCCUACACCUACCCUUCCCCCGCUUGCCCAUCCCCAAUCCCUCGAUCCCGAAACUUUUACCCCGCCCACCUCCCUUCUCCCCAAGUUAUUCACCACCCUCGCGACCAGAUAUGCUGCGCGUCCGGGAGGAUAUACUCGGAUUCACAAAUUUGGACGUAGACCUGGAGAUAAUGCUCCGCAUGCCAUCUUGACGUUGGUCGACGGGCCGAGAGAUUUGAAGUUUGAAAUGACAGCUCGAACAGCCGGGAAGGAGAGUUUAGAUGCAAUGGAAGGCUGGGAGCAAAUUGAGAGUAGUGUUGACGAAUGGGAGGGAUUAUCCGAAAAAACGAAGAGAGAUGUCGCAAAGGUCCUGAGGUACCGUAGUGAAGACGAUAAAAAGUUGUUCAAAGCGAAAGCUACAUCGUUUUCUGACACCGUCACUGUUGAAGAAUCAGCCUAUGGGGGUGUUCGAAAACCCGCUCUUGAGCUACAGAAGCCCACGUUCCGUGCACCUAGUCUGAACCUUCCUAGAUCGGGCAAGCACAUACAUGCCGGCGAACGACUUUCCGGAAUGUCAGUCGCCCACACAGGCUUGGGGUUAGCUCGCGGGGCUUUGGCUCGAAGUAAAUCAGGCAAGAGCGGACUGGAUAGGACCCCGUUGCUUUGGGGACAGUCCAACAGGCUGGACAGAGUCAAGGGCGAGGUGGUCACGUCAAGCGCUGACGCUUAGAUUCCAUGCAUGUUGCU